CGCUCUCUGAUCUUGCAACCUCAGGCACGAACUCGCGUCGCCACUCAGCGAGUCGAAGCAUGAGCGCACUCGCCGCCGACAACAUCUUCUCUCCCGACGCGAGCGGGGACUCCCUCGCCAUGGAGAUCUCCUAUCGAGAUGAGAAUCCGCGAGAAGAUCGCGAGGACCCGUUCCUCGCGUUCGUCGAGCAGGCGCGGUCCGUGUUGUCGCCGGGGAAGCAGGACGAGGCCGGUCGCGACGCGGAAGGCAACGGAGCGGAGGCGGCCGGACCGAGCUGGAGCUGGAUCGUCUCGAGGAUCCUCCGGACUUGCGUCGCUUACUCCAGCGGCAUCACCGCGGCGAUUCUGCUGUCCGAUCUCUCUCAGGCGUGGAAUGAGCAACAAAGAUCCGGCGCAUCAAAGAGAAGGCCAGGCUGUAUCAACAUAUUGAAGAAGAAUCAUCGGAGGACGAAACUUCCGAACACAGUCACCAUCGACUCUAUAUAUGAGAAGAAAUUUUUGUCUCUGAGUAGCGUUUUGGAAGCUGUAGUUGUCGAUGCUUUUGUGCUUCCAGGUACAAAUGUCUACAUGCUCACUUUGGGAGACUUUUGGAGCUCAAAUACCAUAGAUCUUUAUCUCCAUCGUAGGUACUAUGAUUUGGUGAAUCCUCCAAAUGGGAUUUUGAAGAAGGGGAGGGAGAUAUUCCUCACUGGAUGCCAUCUUAGAACUGCUGCUGAGGGAUCUGGUUAUCCACGACUUUUACCGACAGAGUACCUUGUGAUACUUCUGGAUGAGGACCAGGAUGAUGAUGCUAUUCUUCUGGGAGCUCAAUUUUGUUCAGAUUAUUUUGCUGCUAUUUCUCUUGAUGCAGUCAACAGAGGAGUUUCUUAUUCUUUGUAUGCAAGGAUCGAAACUAUCGGGCCAGUGGAAAUUCAAGGGAACUCGAGCAGUUUGCAAAGGCAAAAAAUCACUCUUGUCGAUAAUGAUGGUAGCAAGUUAAAGUUUCUCCUAUGGGGCGAUCAAAUUAUCCUUGCCAAUCUUUUCAGCAUCGGAAGUAUGAUUGCGCUGGAUAGGCCAUAUAUUGCAAAUUGCAUCGAGAGUGCUCUUGAAGCAGCAGAAGAACUGUGUCUUGAAUAUGGCAGUGCCACACAAGUAUAUUUGGUGCCUUUCAUCCAGCACGAGGAACAAGUAUAUGUAGCAUUGUCACAAAAUCGGUGUCAAGGAUCAAGAUUGCUGGCUGCAGUGGAUCCUACUCAGAGCCAAAUGGUUUCUCAAGUAACCUUGCCCUGUGAUUCUCAGGGAUCAAUUGACUUCACUAAUUAUCCUUUUCAAUCAUUUGUAGUAGAUCUUCGUGACAAGAUGACGGGCAUCAGCCUGUAUGGGGUUGUUACAGAUGUGUAUAAAGAAGUUAACACGUCAGGAGUGAUCUUCUCAUUGCGCAUUGAGGACCCAACUGGUGCUGUAUGGGCAAGACUGCAUUUCUCAAAGUCUUGGUCUCUGAAGAGAUUAAGCUGUGGCCACACUAUUUAUAUCUCUGGGUUGACAUGCUCAAUGACAAAAAAUAAGCGCCUUGAAGUGUUAUGGUUUGAGAACGAUGGCAGAGCUUCUCUUGUCAAUCUUAGCUCCUUGCCGGCAAUGCUGAACUCCUCUUGUCUUCACAGAUUAUCAUGCAUUUCUGAUCUCUCCAGCCAUAGUAGCUCCGCACAGAUUUCUAAGGUCUGGCUGGACCAGAUUGAACACUGUCAAGUUGAUGUGAGGCUUUCACAUGCCCGUUGCGGCCAUUUCGUGAGAAAGACCCCCACCGGGAACCUCGAGUGCAGCUUCUGCCGCUUCGGUUGCGAUUCCGACGUUGUCAGCACAUUUUCCGUGAGAAUAGUUUUGGCAGAUGAGACAGGGAAAAUCUGCGCAUGGUGUACCGGUCAAACAGCUUCAGAGUUGCUACAGAUAACACCUGAUGAGUUCGACAGGUUGCCUGAGGACGAACAGUUAAUAUAUCCUUCGUCGCUUGAGAAUGAGAAGUUCAUAGUUGCCGUAGUGAGUUUUCGAAGACAUGGUUAUGGAUUGAGCGCUAGUCUUUCCCUCGAAUCCGACACGGUUCAGUGGGAGAUCACUGGGGCGUUGAGAUACGACUGAUGCCUCUCCAGAGGAAGAAUCAAUCCACACUCGAUGGUUCUAGUGGCGAAGCUUAGCCUCCGCGAUACAACAUCCCCUAAUGGAGAUAAUUUAUUAUUCAUUAACUAGAAAGUGUACUCGUCUCACAUGAUAUAAAUCCAGGGGAAGGGCUACCCGGACAUGUGUGCUUUAGUGGUCAUCACGCGCACGUUUAGCGUUCAAAUCCUCUCUAAUUUGCUCCAACAGUGUGUCCAGAACCCAAAUUCUGCCCUAAAACCUUGGUCACAGGCAAGCUUGACUGUCGGGUAGGGGGAGGAUUUGAGUCAAAUUCAGCUAUA
This is a messenger RNA of Rhodamnia argentea, 2428 nucleotides long. RefSeq lists its product as uncharacterized. The transcript is spliced from 13 exons. The record is from RefSeq and is a predicted model, not a curated record. NCBI's taxonomy places the organism in Eukaryota, Viridiplantae, Streptophyta, Magnoliopsida, Myrtales, Myrtaceae. Bases 60 to 2111 code for a protein of 683 amino acids.